Messenger RNA from Eutrema salsugineum, 1134 nucleotides. Its product is annotated as GDSL esterase/lipase At5g45910. The transcript is spliced from 5 exons. Gene Ontology annotation, molecular function: hydrolase activity, acting on ester bonds. Bases 1 to 1134 code for a protein of 377 amino acids. The record is from RefSeq and is a predicted model, not a curated record. Lineage: Eukaryota; Viridiplantae; Streptophyta; Magnoliopsida; Brassicales; Brassicaceae.
AUGAAGAUCAAUAUAUUGGUCAUUGUUGCAUUCUCCUAUUUAGUUGUCCUGCGAUCAUUAAUGGUGAAACAAACACUCAACUACGAGUCAAUAUUUAAUUUUGGAGAUUCUUUAAGCGAUACCGGAAAUUUUCUUAUCUCUGAUAAUGUAAAUUUUCCGGCCAUCAGAAAACCACCAUAUGGUGAAACAUUUUUCAAUCGUUCAACCGGUCGGUUCUGUGAUGGACGUCUCAUCAUUGAUUUUAUCGCUGAGGCCAACGGAUUACCAUACGUUACACCAUAUCUCCAAAGUGUACAAACAAACUUUUCGGUGGAUUUUAGGAAAGGAGCAAAUUUUGCGGUGGCAGGAGCGACGGCGAACGAAUUUAACUUCUUUAAAGAAAGAGGUCUUUCGGUAACAUUGUUGACGAAUAAGACAUUGGAUAUUCAACUUGAUUGGUUCAAGAAGUUGAAACCUUCUCUUUGUAAAACCAAGCCAGAAUGUGAACAAUAUUUUAAGAAAUCUCUAUUUUUCGUGGGAGAAAUCGGUGGAAACGAUUACAAUUACCCUCUAUUAGCAUUCCGAAGUUAUAAACAUGCGAUGGAUUUUGUACCAUUCGUCAUUAACAAAAUCAUCAAUGUCACAAGUGCCUUGAUAGAGGAAGGUGCGGUGACGCUGGUGGUUCCGGGAAACCUUCCAAUUGGUUGUUCGGCGAUUCUAUUAGAGCGGUUCAGUGAUGAUAAUAGAUGGCUCUAUGACUCGACAAACCAAUGUUUUAAGCCAUUGAACUAUAUUGCUAAGCUUCACAAUGAUAAGCUAAAGAAAGGCCUAGAGACUCUAAGACAAAAGUAUCCUCAUGCCAAGAUCAUCUAUGCUGAUUAUUACGGUUCUGCCAUGCAAUUCUUCAACUCACCUGUCAAAUACGGUUUUACUGGAAGUGUCCUAAAAGCAUGUUGUGGAGGAAAAGAUGGAAGAUACAAUGCAAAACCAAGUGUACGGUGCGGUGGAAAGGGUUCAACGACUUGUGAAAACCCCUCAACUUAUGCAAAUUGGGAUGGAAUCCACCUAACCGAGGCGGCGAACCGCCACAUUGCGACUGGUCUCAUCUCCGGCCGGUUCACCAAACCUUCUCUUAAUAGUUUACAAGUUCAAUAG